GUAGUUGCUGGUGGUAAGAAGGUGGUCGGGAAGCCUGCGUCGUCGAGUUCGGACUCGGAUUCGAGUGAUGAGGGUAAUGCAGGAUCAGCGAAGAAGCCUGUUGGUGUAGUUGGUAGUGGUGUUAAGACGGGGAUGGGAGUUGUCCCACAAGGUGCUGCUCAGUCUGUGCAGAAGAAGAAAGUUGCGGCCGCUCCGUCGAGCUCGGAUUCUGAUUCUAGUGAUGACGAGCAGCCGGCGAGUAAGAAGCCUGCGUUGGUGAAGGCGUCUCCAUCUGUGGGCAAGGCUGUUAGUGGUGUAGUUGCUGGUGGUAAGAAGGUGGUCGGGAAGCCUGCGUCGUCGAGUUCGGACUCGGAUUCGAGUGAUGAGGGUAAUGCAGGAUCAGCGAAGAAGCCUGUUGGUGUAGUUGGUAGUGGUGUUAAGACGGGGAUGGGAGUUGUCCCACAAGGUGCUGCUCAGUCUGUGCAGAAGAAGAAAGUUGCGGCCGCUCCGUCGAGCUCGGAUUCUGAUUCUAGUGAUGACGAGCAGCCGGCGAGUAAGAAGCCUGCGUUGGUGAAGGCGUCUCCAUCUGUGGGCAAGGCUGUUAGUGGUGUAGUUGCUGGUGGUAAGAAGGUGGUCGGGAAGCCUGCGUCGUCGAGUUCGGACUCGGAUUCGAGUGAUGAGGGUAAUGCAGGAUCAGCGAAGAAGCCUGUUGGUGUAGUUGGUAGUGGUGUUAAGACGGGGAUGGGAGUUGUCCCACAAGGUGCUGCUCAGUCUGUGCAGAAGAAGAAAGUUGCGGCCGCUCCGUCGAGCUCGGAUUCUGAUUCUAGUGAUGACGAGCAGCCGGCGAGUAAGAAGCCUGCGUUGGUGAAGGCGUCUCCAUCUGUGGGCAAGGCUGUUAGUGGUGUAGUUGCUGGUGGUAAGAAGGUGGUCGGGAAGCCUGCGUCGUCGAGUUCGGACUCGGAUUCGAGUGAUGAGGGUAAUGCAGGAUCAGCGAAGAAGCCUGUUGGUGUAGUUGGUAGUGGUGUUAAGACGGGGAUGGGAGUUGUCCCACAAGGUGCUGCUCAGUCUGUGCAGAAGAAGAAAGUUGCGGCCGCUCCGUCGAGCUCGGAUUCUGAUUCUAGUGAUGACGAGCAGCCGGCGAGUAAGAAGCCUGCGUUGGUGAAGGCGUCUCCAUCUGUGGGCAAGGCUGUUAGUGGUGUAGUUGCUGGUGGUAAGAAGGUGGUCGGGAAGCCUGCGUCGUCGAGUUCGGACUCGGAUUCGAGUGAUGAGGGUAAUGCAGGAUCAGCGAAGAAGCCUGUUGGUGUAGUUGGUAGUGGUGUUAAGACGGGGAUGGGAGUUGUCCCACAAGGUGCUGCUCAGUCUGUGCAGAAGAAGAAAGUUGCGGCCGCUCCGUCGAGCUCGGAUUCUGAUUCUAGUGAUGACGAGCAGCCGGCGAGUAAGAAGCCUGUGUUGGUGAAGGCGUCUCCAUCUGUGGGCAAGGCUGUUAGUGGUGUAGUUGCUGGUGGUAAGAAGGUGGUCGGGAAGCCUGCGUCGUCGAGUUCGGACUCGGAUUCGAGUGAUGAGGGUAAUGCAGGAUCAGCGAAGAAGCCUGUUGGUGUAGUUGGUAGUGGUGUUAAGACGGGGAUGGGAGUUGUCCCACAAGGUGCUGCUCAGUCUGUGCAGAAGAAGAAAGUUGCGGCCGCUCCGUCGAGCUCGGAUUCUGAUUCUAGUGAUGACGAGCAGCCGGCGAGUAAGAAGCCUGUGUUGGUGAAGGCGUCUCCAUCUGUGGGCUAAGGCUGUUAGUGGUGUAGUUGCUGGUGGUAAGAAGGUGGUCGGGAAGCCUGCGUCGUCGAGUUCGGACUCGGAUUCGAGUGAUGAGGGUAAUGCAGGAUCAGCGAAGAAGCCUGUUGGUGUAGUUGGUAGUGGUGUUAAGACGGGGAUGGGAGUUGUCCCACAAGGUGCUGCUCAGUCUGUGCAGAAGAAGAAAGUUGCGGCCGCUCCGUCGAGCUCGGAUUCUGAUUCUAGUGAUGACGAGCAGCCGGCGAGUAAGAAGCCUGCGUUGGUGAAGGCGUCUCCAUCUGUGGGCAAGGCUGUUAGUGGUGUAGUUGCUGGUGGUAAGAAGGUGGUCGGGAAGCCUGCGUCGUCGAGUUCGGACUCGGAUUCGAGUGAUGAGGGUAAUGCAGGAUCAGCGAAGAAGCCUGUUGGUGUAGUUGGUAGUGGUGUUAAGACGGGGAUGGGAGUUGUCCCACAAGGUGCUGCUCAGUCUGUGCAGAAGAAGAAAGUUGCGACCGCUCCGUCGAGCUCGGAUUCUGAUUCUAGUGAUGACGAGCAGCCGGCGAGUAAGAAGCCUGCGUUGGUGAAGGCGUCUCCAUCUGUGGGCAAGGCUGUUAGUGGUGUAGUUGCUGGUGGUAAGAAGGUGGUCGGGAAGCCUGCGUCGUCGAGUUCGGACUCGGAUUCGAGUGUUGAGGGUAAUGCAGGAUCAGCGAAGAAGCCUGUUGGUGUAGUUGGUAGUGGUGUUAAGACGGGGAUGGGAGUUGUCCCACAAGGUGCUGCUCAGUCUGUGCAGAAGAAGAAAGUUGCGGCCGCUCCGUCGAGCUCGGAUUCUGAUUCUAGUGAUGACGAGCAGCCGGCGAGUAAGAAGCCUGCGUUGGUGAAGGCGUCUCCAUCUGUGGGCAAGGCUGUUAGUGGUGUAGUUGCUGGUGGUAAGAAGGUGGUCGGGAAGCCUGCGUCGUCGAGUUCGGACUCGGAUUCGAGUGAUGAGGGUAAUGCAGGAUCAGCGAAGAAGCCUGUUGGUGUAGUUGGUAGUGGUGUUAAGACGGGGAUGGGAGUUGUCCCACAAGGUGCUGCUCAGUCUGUGCAGAAGAAGAAAGUUGCGGCCGCUCCGUCGAGCUCGGAUUCUGAUUCUAGUGAUGACGAGCAGCCGGCGAGUAAGAAGCCUGCGUUGGUGAAGGCGUCUCCAUCUGUGAGCAAGGCUGUUAGUGGUGUAGUUGCUGGUGGUAAGAAGGUGGUCGGGAAGCCUGCGUCGUCGAGUUCGGACUCGGAUUCGAGUGUUGAGGGUAAUGCAGGAUCAGCGAAGAAGCCUGUUGGUGUAGUUGGUAGUGGUGUUAAGACGGGGAUGGGAGUUGUCCCACAAGGUGCUGCUCAGUCUGUGCAGAAGAAGAAAGUUGCGGCCGCUCCGUCGAGCUCGGAUUCUGAUUCUAGUGAUGACGAGCAGCCGGCGAGUAAGAAGCCUGUGUUGGUGAAGGCGUCUCCAUCUGUGGGUAAGGCUGUUAGUGGUGUAGUUGCUGGUGGUAAGAAGGUGGUCGGGAAGCCUGCGUCGUCGAGUUCGGACUCGGAUUCGAGUGAUGAGGGUAAUGCAGGAUCAGCGAAGAAGCCUGUUGGUGUAGUUGGUAGUGGUGUUAAGACGGGGAUGGGAGUUGUCCCACAAGGUGCUGCUCAGUCUGUGCAGAAGAAGAAAGUUGCGACCGCUCCGUCGAGCUCGGAUUCUGAUUCUAGUGAUGACGAGCAGCCGGCGAGUAAGAAGCCUGUGUUGGUGAAGGCGUCUCCAUCUGUGGGCAAGGCUGUUAGUGGUGUAGUUGCUGGUGGUAAGAAGGUGGUCGGGAAGCCUGCGUCGUCGAGUUCGGACUCGGAUUCGAGUGAUGAGGGUAAUGCAGGAUCAGCGAAGAAGCCUGUUGGUGUAGUUGGUAGUGGUGUUAAGACGGGGAUGGGAGUUGUCCCACAAGGUGCUGCUCAGUCUGUGCAGAAGAAGAAAGUUGCGGCCGCUCCGUCGAGCUCGGAUUCUGAUUCUAGUGAUGACGAGCAGCCGGCGAGUAAGAAGCCUGUGUUGGUGAAGGCGUCUCCAUCUGUGGGUAAGGCUGUUAGUGGUGUAGUUGCUGGUGGUAAGAAGGUGGUCGGGAAGCCUGCGUCGUCGAGUUCGGACUCGGAUUCGAGUGAUGAGGGUAAUGCAGGAUCAGCGAAGAAGCCUGUUGGUGUAGUUGGUAGUGGUGUUAAGACGGGGAUGGGAGUUGUCCCACAAGGUGCUGCUCAGUCUGUGCAGAAGAAGAAAGUUGCGGCCGCUCCGUCGAGCUCGGAUUCUGAUUCUAGUGAUGACGAGCAGCCGGCGAGUAAGAAGCCUGCGUUGGUGAAGGCGUCUCCAUCUGUGGGCAAGGCUGUUAGUGGUGUAGUUGCUGGUGGUAAGAAGGUGGUCGGGAAGCCUGCGUCGUCGAGUUCGGACUCGGAUUCGAGUGAUGAGGGUAAUGCAGGAUCAGCGAAGAAGCCUGUUGGUGUAGUUGGUAGUGGUGUUAAGACGGGGAUGGGAGUUGUCCCACAAGGUGCUGCUCAGUCUGUGCAGAAGAAGAAAGUUGCGACCGCUCCGUCGAGCUCGGAUUCUGAUUCUAGUGAUGACGAGCAGCCGGCGAGUAAGAAGCCUGUGUUGGUGAAGGCGUCUCCAUCUGUGGGCAAGGCUGUUAGUGGUGUAGUUGCUGGUGGUAAGAAGGUGGUCGGGAAGCCUGCGUCGUCGAGUUCGGACUCGGAUUCGAGUGAUGAGGGUAAUGCAGGAUCAGCGAAGAAGCCUGUUGGUGUAGUUGGUAGUGGUGUUAAGACGGGGAUGGGAGUUGUCCCACAAGGUGCUGCUCAGUCUGUGCAGAAGAAGAAAGUUGCGACCGCUCCGUCGAGCUCGGAUUCUGAUUCUAGUGAUGACGAGCAGCCGGCGAGUAAGAAGCCUGCGUUGGUGAAGGCGUCUCCAUCUGUGAGCAAGGCUGUUAGUGGUGUAGUUGCUGGUGGUUCGAUAGCUGUUGGUACGUCUGUUUUUUCUAAUGGUUCUGGUGAUGCACCUUGUGAUUUCUUGAAACAAUCUUCAAAUCGUAAACGUCGUUAUUCUUUUGUGCGUUCUAGUCAUGUAAAAAGUAGUAAUUCACUUGGUUCUUUUGCUGAUAAUGUCGUAUCUGCAACUAAAUCUUCUUGCACUAAAUCUUGUGGACCUUUCCGUCGUGUUGAUGAGAAGGAUGUGUUUGUCCAUCCCAAUCUGCGGGACAAUUCCUUUGAGGCGAAGCGGAAUGCACGUGGAUCGUGGGGUGAAAAAGCGAAUCGCGAUUUCAAGUUUACCACUGGAAAAGCAUUCAAACAAGAGAAAACUAAAAAGAAGAGAGGUUCUUAUAGCGGAGGUUCACUUUCCUUAGAUUCUUGUUCCUUUAAAUUUAAUGAAUAAACAGCUCUCUACUCCUGAUUUUUUGUAAAUAUUUUUCCACUUACAUGCAUUUUGUAAAUAGGAAGAUAGAAUAUUUUCUGAUGCUUUGCGAUAACUUUGACAUACUGUUUGUUUAAAAAAAUAUUUUUCUGCAAUUUUUUGAAAUAUUGUCAUUUCAAUUGUUGUCGUUCAGUAAAUCGUGGCUAUUGCAAAAUUCAUUGUCUUGUAUUAGCGACUUGGAAGGAAUUGGUCUGUGUCUAAAAUUUGAGAAUCCAUUUAUCUUAGUAUAAACAAAUGGAUAAGAUCACUUUCCCCUCGGUCCAUAGUCAGCUGCCAACAUUUAUUUUUAUCAUUUGUUUCUGUAAAUGUGGUUGGUUUGAUGAAGAUAAGUGUUUCUCAGAGAUACAUUUA
Messenger RNA from Schistosoma spindalis, 5533 nucleotides. The record is from the annotation of a GenBank genome assembly. NCBI's taxonomy places the organism in Eukaryota, Metazoa, Platyhelminthes, Trematoda, Strigeidida, Schistosomatidae.